Molecule: messenger RNA, 1401 nt
Organism: Xiphophorus couchianus (Monterrey platyfish)
Lineage: Eukaryota; Metazoa; Chordata; Actinopteri; Cyprinodontiformes; Poeciliidae
Product: pro-opiomelanocortin-like
Exons: 3
Coding region: 317-1027 (236 amino acids)
Biological process (GO): neuropeptide signaling pathway
Cellular component (GO): extracellular region
Molecular function (GO): neuropeptide hormone activity
Source: RefSeq, a predicted model, not a curated record
AAGCCGUGUGGGUGGCCAUGCGCAAAAGCGCACACACUCCUCCCCGUUUGGAGCAGAGAAGUUGAUGCCGCACCUCAAUCACACCCAGAGGCCUUGAGACUCAACACUCUUUAAUUCUUGCAACUAUAAAAAGAGCUUUCAUCGUCAAAAGAGGCAACAGCGAGCCUAUCUCCUACUGAGCAUUUUAUUACUGGGAACAGAGAAAGCUGGAGCAGGAGAGUGACUGGAAGUCUGCAAGAUCUGAGGAGCCAAGACCGAAGGGGGAAGCAAGAAGGGAAAACAAGAAUUUCGAAAAAGCUCUGAGUUGGAGAAGAAGAUGGUGUGUCAGUGCUGGUUGUUUAUGGUUCUGAUGGGAUUUAUGUGCAGCUCUGGGUCUGGCUCAGUGUGCUUAGAGAGCUCUACGUGCAAUGACUUGAGUAACAAGGACAUAAUACAGGACUGCCUUCACCUCUGCACCUCUGCAAUCGAGCCUGAAACCAAGCCACCCAGGGUCACAGAUCAGCAGGAGAAUGAUGAUUUUGAUGAUCCUGAGGAGAGCCAUACGGGUGACCUGCUGCUCAGCAUCAUUCUCUCCACUCUGGCUUCUGAAGGCAAAGUACCGGAGGGAGAUCUGAAAACCCAUGAUGACCAGCGCCGCUCUUAUGCAAUGGAGCAUUUCCGCUGGGGGAAGCCUCUCGGCCGAAAGCGCAGGCCUGUUAAAGUGUUCCCCUCUGCUGUGGAUGAGGAGGUCUUUCCCCUGCGGGCGCGCAGGCACUUGAGCUGGAACAAAGCUGAAUCAAAGGGAGGCGUUGUUAAAGGAAAGCAUCAGAAUAAGGAUGUGCUCGGGUCCAGAGCCGGGUUCAGGUCUCGGGCCACACCAGAGAGAAAAGCCGAGACCUACAGGAUGAGUCACUUCAGAUGGGGCAGCCCGCUUGCAUCCAAACAAAACAAUGGGUUUGUGAAGCUGUGGGAGGAGAAACCUCGGGAAAAGCUGUCCAAGUUAUUCAAGAACAUUUUAGUGAAGGAUGUGAAAACGAUAAUGGGCUAAAAAAAAAAAAGGUAGACCAUAUAGAGUAAAGGUACUAAAAUAAGAUCAGAGAGGUGAAUUUAAAAUUACUCUUGGCUAGUUUCCAUAUGUCUUAAUGUAAAUUCCAGAAAUUAGUUGCUAUCUUUAGAAUGCCAUUUUUGGGGCCUAAUAUUUCAUUAAAGGCCUCUGUAUGAAGACAAAAAAGCACAACCUGCUUUAAGUUCUUGGAAAUUACUUGAGAGGUUCAAAGUAACUCUUAUUGGAAACUCAGUUAAUGACUUAAAUGUGUUAUCUGUUCAAAUAUUUCUUUGUGGAUGUUAUGUGUUGAAGUAAUUUAGUGGCAGACUGGUUUCUUUUUGUAAUUUAUUCUGAAAAUAAAUAUUCAGUUUUUGCAA